Aspergillus pseudotamarii is the source of this 1731-nucleotide messenger RNA. RefSeq names its product ELL-associated factor. The transcript has a single exon. Bases 371 to 1675 code for a protein of 434 amino acids. Lineage: Eukaryota; Fungi; Ascomycota; Eurotiomycetes; Eurotiales; Aspergillaceae. The record is from RefSeq and is a predicted model, not a curated record.
UCUCUCUCUCUCUCCCUCCCUUUCCUUGUUUCCUUCAUCUUCCCUUUUCUUUUUCUUUUUCUUUUUUCUAAUUCCCUCCCAGAUCAGGGAUAUUCUUUUUUUUAUAUAUAUAUUAUGCUCUCGGUUGUUUCCAUACAUUUUGAAUGUCUGUCCUAUAACCCUCUGAUCGGUGCUGGUCUGCCGGCUACCCUCGUUCCGUCGUCGUCUUCACUGCCGUCUCUUGUGUGACGUCCUUCUCCCUUGCGUACGCACGACCUGUCCAUACUCACACCAAGGAAUGAAAGCCUCCUUAUAGUCGGUGUGGAUAAACAAGUCAUUGAACAGCAACUUGGGGAUUUCACUUCACCCACCGUGGUUAAACCUUCUACCGAUGGCCGCCCCCGCUCUCUCAACCGGAUUGAUCGAUCCUACCAAACAGGCCGAGUACCCCAUUAUUUUGGGUGACAGGCUCUCAGGUAAAAAUGGCACUUCACUAUCAAAACUGGUCAAUAUCCAAUAUAAUUACAAGACAAAGUCCGCGACCGCACAACAAACCAUUACCAGGUCGUCGCAGUCGAGAGAUCACUACAACCUUACCAUUACGGAUAAAGCACCGAAUGCUGAACAGAACACCUUAACAUAUUCUUACCAAGGCAGCGUUGACCCAGACCAAGCUGUUUCAGAAGCCGAAGAGCGAAACCUGGUAUUGGUGUUCGACUCCCAUCGCAAGGCCUUUGUGCUGGAACCGGUUGCAGCGCAGCUCAACUUUAACCUCCGCUCAGCUCCAGCGAAGACGGAGAAGCAAGUGCUAGAAAAGUAUGAACAGCUUCGGACUUUGCAGGAGGACGACCAAGGCUCAGGAGACGAUCGGGGCUCAGACCAUGCCAGUGGGAACGAUGAUGGCCCAGCGGAUGACAGUAAUCCAUACGACUUCCGGCAUUUCCUUCCCAAGGAGAAUGCCGACGACGACAAGUCGAUCUCAGACAACGCUACACCAGAACCUCAUUAUAACACAAGCAAAGCCAAUACCCCAUUAAUGCCUGCGACUAUCAAGUCCACACCGAGUCCGAAGCCUAGCCCGAAGCCUCGUCCCAAAACCCAGUCCAACCCGCUUCGUCUCCCGAAGCCUGUCAAGCCGGCCAAGCAUGACAGCGCAGGGACCCCUAAGACAAGCUCCAAGCCUAUACCUCGCGAUGAGGACGUGAAAGAGAAGGCUCCUGCUGAAGAUGACACAAUCGAAGCAACCAAAUCCCCAUCUUUCGAAAAUGGAAGCAGCGCUUUGUUAUCCCAACAACCAGCUCCUUCACCUGGGUCUAAUAUCAUCAUUGACGGAGAUCUUAUCAUUGAUAUGGGCUCACCGCCACCUUCUCGUCCUGCAUUCCGAAUUGACCCUGCUCACUUCUCUUCCAAUAAUACACCAGCAAAUGAUGAUGACGAUGAAGAUGAGGAUAUCGAGGAUCUCCGGUUGCCCUCUCCUGCUGGGCACGGAGGGAUACCUGCUCGUUCCGGAAGGGUAGAGCUUAGUCACAACGCACAGGCUGAUGAAGAUGAGGUUGAGGACGAUGACGCCUUAGCGGCAGAAAUGGAGGCUGCGUUUGAAGAAAGUGCUCGGGAAGAGGAGGCCAGGAGUCAUCAGUCAUUACACCAUUACAAUGCUCCUAGUGAUGAUGAGAGUGAAGUCAGCGAGGAAGAGUAAUUCUCCCUUCUUUAUCUUUGCAUUGUUGGAAUAAUUGUGUGUGUGUGUGUGUGUGU